Messenger RNA from Artibeus jamaicensis (Jamaican fruit-eating bat), 774 nucleotides. RefSeq names its product small nuclear ribonucleoprotein polypeptide C (gene SNRPC). The record is from RefSeq and is a predicted model, not a curated record. The transcript is spliced from 6 exons. NCBI's taxonomy places the organism in Eukaryota, Metazoa, Chordata, Mammalia, Chiroptera, Phyllostomidae. Bases 77 to 556 code for a protein of 159 amino acids. Gene Ontology annotation, molecular function: pre-mRNA 5'-splice site binding; zinc ion binding. Gene Ontology annotation, cellular component: U1 snRNP; nucleus. Gene Ontology annotation, biological process: spliceosomal snRNP assembly; mRNA 5'-splice site recognition; mRNA splicing, via spliceosome.
UCCGCGGCGUCGGCGCUUGGUGUGUGCGUCACUUCCUGUGGUAAGGAACCGAGUGGCCAACGGCCUGCAGAACAACAUGCCCAAGUUUUAUUGUGACUACUGCGAUACAUACCUCACCCAUGACUCUCCGUCUGUGAGAAAGACACACUGCAGUGGCAGGAAACACAAAGAGAAUGUGAAAGACUACUACCAGAAAUGGAUGGAGGAGCAGGCUCAGAGCCUGAUCGACAAAACAACUGCGGCAUUUCAGCAAGGAAAGAUACCUCCCACUCCGUUCUCUGCUCCUCCUCCUGCGGGGGCAAUGAUUCCUCCUCCCCCCAGUCUUCCGGGUCCUCCUCGCCCUGGCAUGAUGCCAGCACCUCACAUGGGGGGCCCUCCCAUGAUGCCGAUGAUGGGUCCUCCUCCUCCUGGGAUGAUGCCAGUGGGACCUGCUCCUGGAAUGAGGCCACCUAUGGGAGGGCACAUGCCCAUGAUGCCUGGGCCCCCAAUGAUGAGGCCUCCUGCCCGUCCCAUGAUGGUGCCCACUCGGCCCGGAAUGACUCGACCAGACAGAUAAGGAGAGAGGGGGGCCUCUUUCCGUCACUUUUGUAUUACUUGUUCUAGUUCACCGGGAGAGUGUGGUGCUGUGACUCUGGGUGUUUUCUAACAGCACGACAAGGAAGACACUCCCUCUUCCUAUCAAAGAGAGAAUAGUUUUUGAGGGGAGUAGUGGGACAAAAAAAUUCAUUUGUAUUGUGAAAUGUGAAAAUAAAAUUGUAAACUCUGUUAGCUAAA